Rhipicephalus sanguineus (brown dog tick) is the source of this 2408-nucleotide messenger RNA. It is a transcript of the gene Mvl, whose product is annotated as natural resistance-associated macrophage protein 2. Gene Ontology annotation, cellular component: apical plasma membrane. The record is from RefSeq and is a predicted model, not a curated record. The transcript is spliced from 18 exons. Lineage: Eukaryota; Metazoa; Arthropoda; Arachnida; Ixodida; Ixodidae. The coding region runs from base 208 to 1968 and encodes 586 amino acids. Gene Ontology annotation, biological process: manganese ion homeostasis; metal ion transport; response to manganese ion. Gene Ontology annotation, molecular function: iron ion transmembrane transporter activity; cadmium ion transmembrane transporter activity; manganese ion transmembrane transporter activity.
UCGCGUUCUGCUACAUGCUGCCGUAGGUGUGCAGCUCCUUGACUCAUGUGUGUUGUGCUGUAAACGGGCGGCGGUAUGAGCGGUGCUUCGCAUACGUUACGGCAAUGCUAGGAAUUGGUGCCGUAGAUCUUAUUCGUUGAGAAUUGCCGAGACAUUUCGUGCGCUGCAUGUGCGGAGAGGUCUUCAGCGUGAAGACCCAACUUCGGCAUGUCAUUACCAGGAUCAUGUGAGUCGAGAGAAAGCUCAAACGAAGAAAAAGCACCCAGCGCACACAUCACUCAUGGGGACCAAUCAUUGCGGACGUACAGUUCUAUUGAAGGCCUUGGAAAUGGCACCACAUCGAACCAUAAGGUGUUUGAGCCCUCUGACCAGGCAUACUUUCAGCAAAAGAUUGAAGUUCCAUACACUGGAGAGACCUCCUUCAGCUGGCGCAAGCUGUGGGCCUUCACAGGUCCAGGUUUCCUGAUGAGCAUUGCAUACCUGGACCCGGGCAACAUUGAGUCAGACCUGCAGUCUGGUGCUCUGGCUGAGUACAAGCUCAUGUGGGUGUUGCUGUCAGCCACUCUGCUGGGACUGAUGAUGCAGCGUCUGAGUGCUCGGCUGGGCGUCGUGACAGGCUUGCAUUUGGCUGAAAUGUGCCGGCGUGGCUACCCCCGUUUUCCCCGUAUCCUUCUGUGGAUCAUGAUCGAAGUGGCCGUCGUUGGCUCAGACAUGCAAGAGGUCAUCGGCACUGCCAUCGCCAUUUUCCUCCUUUCGGGGGGACGGGUUCCACUGUAUGCGGGCGUGCUGAUCACAAUAAUAGACACGUUUACGUUCCUGCUGCUGGACAAGUACGGUCUACGCAAACUUGAAGCUUUCUUCGGCUUCCUCAUUCUCGUCAUGGCAUUCACUUUUGGAUACGAGUAUGUGCGGGUGGCCCCUGACCAAGUGCGAGUGGUGGAAGGCCUAUUUAUCCCCUGGUGCUCACAUUGCGACAGUCGGGCCCUAUUGCAGGCAGUAGGCAUUGUGGGUGCAGUCAUCAUGCCGCACAAUCUCUACCUCCACUCUGCACUUGUUAAGUCACGGGCUGUAGAUCGUACCGACAAGGUCCAAGUGCGGGAGGCCAACAAGUACUUCUUUAUUGAGGCCUGCAUAGCACUCCUUGUUUCCUUCAUCAUCAACGUCUUCGUCAUGGGUGUCUUUGCUCACGGACUCUUUGGCCGCACCAACCUUGACAUUAGGAAUCAGUGUAUGGGAACUGAGUUCCAGGAUGUCUUUGCUAACAACACAGAAUCUGUGGAUGUGGACAUAUACAAGGGUGGCGUCUACCUGGGCUGUGCAUUUGGCAUGUUUCCACUGUACGUCUGGGCUAUAGGCAUUCUGGCUGCGGGACAGAGCUCCACAAUGACUGGAACGUACUCAGGCCAAUUCAUCAUGGAGGGAUUCCUAAACCUGCCCAUCAGCCGGUGGAUGCGGGUGCUCAUCACGCGGCUAAUUGCCAUUGCGCCGACCAUCUUGUGUGCAGUCUUUGGCAACAUAGAGCAGCUGUCUGGGAUGAAUGACCUGCUCAACGCACUCAUGAGCCUGCAGCUUCCCUUUGCUCUCAUCCCCACCCUGACCUUCACGACGUCGGCGGCGUUCAUGGGCGAAUUCAGGAAUGGAACGUUGACCAAAAUAGGUGCUAGCCUGCUGUCGAUGCUUGUGAUUGGCAUCAACUUGUACUUUGUGAGCAACUUUGUGCGCGAGAGCCUUCCUUCUCACUGGGCCAUCUACCUUGGAGUGGCGCUCUUCGGGAUCCUGUACUUGGGCUUCAAUCUUUACCUGUUGGCCCACCUUUUGGUUGUGUUUGGCUGCACGUCACUGCUACAACUUCCUUUGAUUGGCCCGCAUCUCAAAGAGCGCAGUGACCGGGUGCUAUUUAAUGACUCAUCUCAGACGGACAUAUCGUCAUCUCCUGGUGAACUCGUACCAGUUAGUACCCACUUGUGAGUGAUCACAUCCUCUAUCGACGUGUCCAUGAACGGACAAAUUAGGUUGUUGAACUUGCAAUCGAAGAGUGUCGGCGUUUCAGCGAAAGUGACGUUGUACAGAGUGAUUUAGUGCUGUCCUUCUACGUGAGCUGGCACUUGAAUCUAUUCGCACAAUUUUAUCGACGUAACUCGAAUAAUGCACGAGAGAAUAUUUAUUAAUGGCAGUGUUCCUGCGGAAUUACAGAAACACUGUGGACAGUUAAUAAACAGAUGUGCUCUUAUAAUAUUGCUACGGCAUGAGCUGGGCAAGGAGAAGAGGAAGGUUAUUUUGUCAGAAAAUUUUACAAUAAUAUAUGGUACUUACUAUUUUAGUACAGUGAAUGCUGUUGAGAUGUUUGAUGAAACACGAAAUUCUCUAGACGUAGUUAUUUUCAAUAAAUUUAUGUUGAUGUUUUUAAA